UAUUUCGUUGUUUUGAACGAAACCACUGCGCAUGUCCAAUUUGAGAAAGACUAUGUUCCUGUUUUGUUUUCUCCGUGACCAAGACGAAACUUCACAGGUCGUAAAAUAACAGAGCGUUUAUAAUUCAGCCGAGAGAAUGUCUACAGUUAAAAAGAACCCCGGCCACAGAUGCCGUAAACGCAAAGUUCACGACCCCCAGCUUAUAAUAGAUGCCAUUCAGGAAGUAAAGUCAGGACGACUGUCUAUCAGAAAAGCUGCCAAACAGUUUCAAAUUCCAGCGUCAACGCUUUUUAACAAACUUACGUGUAAAUCUUUGCCUGAAGCCUCGAAGAUGCUUUUGACGAUGAAAGAGGAAGCCCAGCUGGCGAAAUGGCUUGUGGACUUGUCUCAACUCGGAGUUGUCAAGACCAGCGAAGAGGUUAGGCUAGCAGCCCGUGACAUAAUGGCUCAAAGAAAUGCCUCAUCGAAAAGCCGCAAUCAGUUGCCCUCCUACACGUGGCUCGCCGGAUUCUACGGCCGGCAUCCGGAGCUGGCUCUUGGAAUAGAAAGGGGGAUGAUCACGCCUCAAGAACUCAGUCAAUGGUUCUCAGAUUUUAAAGCAGCAGUCGAUGGAAAUGAUGUUAGUAUUUGGAACUGUCCUGAAAGAAUUUUCGGUGCUAAUGAGCUGGUAUUUACAUUUAAUGCCAAAAACAGAACCAUCGGUGCAUGCAGAAGAUCUAAGCACGUUUACAAGAUGUCCUCGAAAAGCAAAGCUCGUGUGACGGUGCUGGCGUGUGCUAGUGCAGGGGGGCAUUAUAUCCCACCCUUGUUAAUUUACCCAUAUAAACGAAUGCCUUCCAAGAAUCGCUUAGAGCACUUUCCAGAAGCCUCUCUUCAAGUUUCUGAAAAUGGGUGCAUUAAUGCUACAAUAUUUAACACAUGGAUCCACGAUAGUUUCAUACCUGCGACUCAAGAUCUUCCCAAACCAGUCGUCCUCCUGGUGGACGGGCACACGAGCCGCACCUCCCUCAUUGAAACAUCGCAGCUGUGUGCUCGGAACCAAAUCAUUUUAUAUCGGCUCCUACCCCAUGGGAGUCACCUUAUUCAACCAUUGGACCACGCCUUCUUUGGGGCCAUAAAGCCAGCAUGGUCCGAAGCCAUGAGAACGCAUAAAUCAUUGACUGGAGAAGACAUGAAGUUGGAGUCCUUCGCACUUAUUUUCAAUCCAGUGUGGAAACUAGUAGCUAAUCCUGACAUAGCUGCAGAAAGCUUUUCAACUGUGGGAAUAUAUCCCUUUAACCCAGAAAAAAUAAUUAAGUCAGGGAAAAUUGACCCAAGCAGCGUAUAUCAUGCCACUGAUUCUGAUAGCCCAGAUCCCAAAGAUGCCUCAUCCUUGACCAUAUCACCCAAGGCACUCACAUCACCAGCAGCCUUGCCAUCAAUCAAUCCACUAGAAGGCCUUACAUCUGUGAUAACAUCCACAUCUCUCGAUUCGAAUGAAGCAUCCUCACCCAUCUCACUUCUCAUAGAAGCCUCCUUGGUAAAUGUUGCACCCAAGAGUCGUGCACUUCCAGAGACAUCAGCAGGGAACAUCACAUCUGAGACCCCUGCCCUCCCUGAAGCAUCUUCAUUGAACACCCUAUCUAUGGGCCCUGGCACAUCGUGGAGCAUCCCAGCAGAGAGCACCAACCUACGCGAACCAUCCUCUUCAUUAUCCUCACCAUCUCAAGCUCACACUUCAAAUAAAACAUCUACCACUAGCAUGCAAUUUCAGACCCCAACAACAUCGAAUGCAUCCACCCCGAAAGAAAUGACGAGCCAGCGGUUGAAAGCCCUUAAAGAUUUAUGUUUCUUUGUAGCAGACGAAAUUUCACGCCAACAACUUGUAAAGUUUUUAACCAAAUUAUCUGACUCUCAAGCUGAAGAUUUUUCGUAUCCAAAAGAUGAAAGCCAGUUUCACAAAUUUGAAGAAUUAUCUCAUGCCCUCCUAGAUCUUUGCCACCAAGACCCACCAACCAAAGCAAAAAUUACUGAAGAUGAUAUAUUUAAAAUAGGCCUUCCAUCAUUCAAGGUGAAAAUAAAUACUAGUUCCACGCCCACUUUACCGAGUCUAGUCAACGGCGAAGAAUGUAUAGAAGAAUGUAUAGAAGCACCUGUACUUAGGAGAACAUUAAAAGACAAAGAUGACAUAGAAAAGGAAAAAAUGUGCAAAAAACUGCAAAAGGAAGAGAAGAGAAAGAAAAAGGAAGAAGAAAAGGAACAGAAAAGGUUGCUUCGGGAGACCAAAAAACUGGAGAGGCAAAAAAAGAAAGAGAAACAACCCAAGAAGAAGCUAAAGCUGAGGCCAGAGUCAGAAGACAUUGACAGUGACGAGGACCCUGUCCUGGCUGUACGAAUGGAAGCUGAAAUGACUGCUUGCGAUGACUAUAGAACAGACUCUGAAGAUGACCUGCCGAACGAUCUCUGCAAAGGGUGUAACAAGAGGGACGGGACUCCUAUGAUCCAGUGUCAAAUUUGUGAUACCAGGUGGCACACGAGUUGCGCCAAAACUGUACGAGGGUUGAGCCCAGAGCAGCUGAAAGAGGUUUGUUACGUUUGCUUUAAGUGUUGCCCUCGCUCGUAAGUUCACUUUGAGUUGAGUGCUAAGACAUUUCUCACUGUUGACUCACCUUGAAUUGAGUUCUAAGACAUUUCUCACUGUUGACUCACUUUGAAAAGACAUUUCUUACAGCU
Biomphalaria glabrata is the source of this 2712-nucleotide messenger RNA. RefSeq lists its product as uncharacterized. The transcript has 2 exons. Lineage: Eukaryota; Metazoa; Mollusca; Gastropoda; Planorbidae. Gene Ontology annotation, molecular function: DNA binding. Gene Ontology annotation, cellular component: nucleus. The coding region runs from base 137 to 2602 and encodes 821 amino acids. The record is from RefSeq and is a predicted model, not a curated record.